Nymphalis io (European peacock) is the source of this 5559-nucleotide messenger RNA. RefSeq names its product ras-like protein 2 (gene Ras64B). Gene Ontology annotation, biological process: signal transduction. The transcript has 4 exons. Gene Ontology annotation, molecular function: GTPase activity; GTP binding; GDP binding. The coding region runs from base 151 to 750 and encodes 199 amino acids. The record is from RefSeq and is a predicted model, not a curated record. Gene Ontology annotation, cellular component: plasma membrane. NCBI's taxonomy places the organism in Eukaryota, Metazoa, Arthropoda, Insecta, Lepidoptera, Nymphalidae.
UAACUGUUGUUUAUAGUCUGUGAUUUUGUAAAAUGCUGCGUGUAACAAGUCGUAACAAUUGAAUCAUCCGUGACCGUCACUGAAAUUAGAAAAUACUGUAGAUAAAGUGUUUUAUUUUCAAUUUAGUAGUUAUAAUUGUUGUUAUUCGAAAUGUCGAGACCCGGAGAUAGACCAAGUCAAGCUCAAACGUACAAACUUGUUGUUGUUGGCGGCGGAGGUGUUGGAAAGAGUGCCAUUACAAUUCAAUUUAUACAGAGUUAUUUUGUAACGGAUUAUGACCCCACCAUUGAGGACAGCUACACAAAGCAGUGUGUCAUUGAUGACAUUCCAGCUAAGUUGGACAUUCUAGACACUGCGGGUCAAGAGGAAUUUAGUGCGAUGCGAGAACAGUACAUGCGUUCGGGUGAAGGAUUCCUCCUAGUAUUCUCGGUAGCUGACCACGCCAGCUUCGAUGAGCUGUUCAAGUUCCACAAGCAGAUUCUUCGCGUGAAGGACCGCGAUGAGUUCCCCAUGCUGAUGGUGGGGAAUAAGGCUGACUUGGAGCACCAGAGAGUGGUCACAUUAGAUGAGGCGCAGGCACUAUCGAGACAGUUGAAAGUACCAUACAUUGAAUGCAGCGCUAAAGCGCGAAUGAACGUUGACCAGGCCUUCCACGAACUCGUCAGACUAGUCCGUCGCUUCCAAGAAGCGGAGAGGAUCCACAUCAAGUCAGAUAACAGGAUUAAGAAGAAAAAAUGCACGAUCUUGUAACAGGACCGGUGUUGGGUGAGCUUUAUAAAAAAAAAUCAAACGUCAAAUUCGAAUGACAGGUGACAGAAUUGAAAUAAUAUCUGUAUCUGUUGUUCGAACUUAAAAAUGGUGCUUCUAAUCUGAUGUUUUUGCAAAAUUCACUUUAUUAUUUUGUUUUCUUUUGAGAAGCCAUUUGUUUAAGUAGCACCUUAAUUUCAUUUAUUUUUAAGUGCUAAUAUAAUUUUUAAAUGUAUACAACCUCGUUUUUAGCGUUUAAGCUAUUUAUAUCUAAAAUGUACUGGAAUUAGCUUUGAAAUUUUAUUUAAUCUAAUACAGCAAUGCUGUUGGCAUUGGAAGAGUAAUGUUGCGAUGAUUUUUUUUUUAUGUUAAUAUAUUUUCUGUGCUACGAACUAUUAAUGCCGGGUCCGUUUUACGCAAUCAUAAAUUAAUUUGACUAAAGCGCGGUUACUAUAUUCACGAGGCAAAAAUAAGUUGCUAUUGUUUUCAAUACAACACAACGCUACUUAAGUGCAAAAGGUUGUAAGUAAAAAUUAAGUUACAAUAUUUUUUUAAUAAAUUAUAUGUAUCAUACAAACGUAACUAUACAAAUUACAAUUUAAACAAGAAUAGGAAAAAAUAUGAGAUUAAAAAAUUAGGACUUAUUGUAUGUCGACAAAUUCGCAUUAGAGAGGAGCGCUUAGCCCAGCCGUGAGACUGUUGUCCUGCGGCACGGAAAGACGCGAAUCCUUGUCGAUGAUAAUCCCUCAUAACUCGGACCUGGAUCCAGAUUCAUACUUCAAGGACACAAUCAGUGUUUUGUUCCAGCAGCAAAAUUUCAAACCUUUUACUACUGGAAUAACUAUAUCCUUAUAUUUUAUUCAUAUAAUCUUCAUAAUUUUCACUACACUCGACUUUUAAACUGAAUGUUAAUUUUUUCAUACAACCUUUUAAUUUUAUAUUAUGAACGUGACAAAGGAAUUAUUUUUAGUUCUGUCAAAUUAUUAUAGAGAAUGUGUUUAACGAAGUCAGCGAAAAAACCUUGUAAUUGACAGGGUUUUGUUUAUAUUAUAUAUUUCGUAUGUUAGAUAAUAAGCAUUAUUAUUAUUUAUUAUUGCUAAAAUAUCUUAAAAUAAGCACAAAUAACUUUACAAUUUAAUAUUAUACGGCGAAGGAUAGAAGACGCGUCAUGUUUCAAUAGAAUUUGUUCUGUUAACUGUACCUGUGACUUUCCAGUGUUAAGUACGUUGAAACAUUGUUUGAAUUUUAUUUUUGAUUUUGCACAAAACGGAUGUAUUUUGUAUUAUUGAUUACAAAAUAAUUAUCAGUCAAAUUUAUAUUUUAAAGAACAGAUUGUAACUGGUCAUGAAAGUUAAUGAAGAUAUUUUUAUAAUGUUUAUUUUUUUCUAAUUUGUAUGGAUCGGUAUUAACUAUGUUUCCACUUCGACUUUAACGCCCGGCCGCUGAGAGACCUCGAGACUCCCCGUAGAUAACGGUCGUCAAAUGUCAAAAAGUCAUAUGCGAUAUUGACCAUUAUAAUUAUAACAUUUCACGCGUGUUGAAGUGAACUGCUGGUCUGGCAGAUCUGUGAUCGAACGGACGAUGUAACUCUGAACUUUCGAAUAAUAUUAACUCAACCACACACAACACACACUUGCUUCACGUUAGGAACACUAUUCCUUGCUACCGGUGGUGAGCGGGCUUUCAAAGCAACAGGCUUUCGAUGCACCAGCGCCCCGUCCUGCGACGCCGACAGGCGGCAUUUUUUGGAAGUCUGCAACGCCAUGCGCGCGCAACGAACACUCGUGUCUAAUUCCAAAGUUUUGUUGAAUGUCAGAUAUUCAAUACUUUCAGCAAUUUUUCAUUCUCUUUAUCGUUUUCCAGCUCCAACACAAAUUUAUCCCGUAAUUCCGUAUCAAGGUCAGAUUUAAACUCGCAUUGUUGUGCGAGACUACGCACUCGCACUGCCCAUUCUGCUAGUUCUUCCCCCGGUCGUUGUUCCGCCUUAUAAAACAUAUAUCUUUCGGCAAAAGUACUUCGUUUAGAAAUAAAAUGAUUAUUUCGCUUUUGCACUAAACUUUCAUGUUGUAUAUGUUCAUCGGAAUCGGAUCGGUAGGAAUGACUAAACCCUUUGCUACGCGGUAUGUGUCUUUGAAGAAAGCAGUCAAUAAAAUUGCGCAAACUUUUGACACCGGUCUUAUCAUUUUCAUCGGUAAUACAAACUUCUGUACAAAAUUGCUUGAAACGAUUGAUGAAAAUACUCCACUCUUGCGUGCGGUGACCAAACACGAGUGUUCCGCCGAACAUCGUACUAACGCCAGCACAUGACGUUUUGUUAUUUUUUUUACUCGUCGCCAAAAUGUAUUCAAGAAAUAAAUAAUGAGCUCGAUGUAAAAUUUUCUAAAAUCAAAAUCUCUCUCAGCGACUCUCAGAGAUCUCUCAGCGACGGGACUUAAAGUAGCUUUAACAUGGACGUCUCGAAACCAAAUACUACUUUAUAUUGUGUUUUUUUUUGUUUAGAUUGUCCUUUUGUAACAAUUUUACUUUGGUAAGUUUCUCGGCAUCAUCGUGUAAGUUGUUUCGAAAUUAAAUCUUAAUUUCAUUUUUGAGAUAAUGUGCUGUGAGGGUUCAUAAUAUUAUUAUUAUUAAAUGUCCCGGUUUAAUUUCGAUUAUUUAUCGGGAAAUGCUCGAUAAAUUUCGAAAAAUAACUGCGUAGCUGUCAAGCGUUAUUUAACGUUAUUGAAACCGGUAUAUUUAAUAAUAAUAAUAGUGCGCACAAAGAUGUUCUCAGAGUACCACGAUACAAGUUUUUGGUCUGUUGUGACGCGGAUGUUGAGGGUUUUAAAGUUUUUUUUUUGUAUUAUUAGACGAUGGGUCUUCCGAUAAAGUAGCUAUUGAGAAUUGGGUAUUUAAAUUUAAAAAAAAAAUCAUUCGCUUCCAUAUUUGUCAGAAAAAAAAAUCAAUGAAAGCUCUGAUGAUCGAUGACGAACGCGAAAAACAAUACACGAAUCAGCCAGCCAGGGGAUAAUUUAACGUUGUGACGUCACAUGCGCUCGGGAAGUCAUCGGUCAAUCAAUUUUAUUAUUCUAUUAAUUUGUAUACAACUUAAGUAUUCUUGGAACUUCAGUCCGAGGUCGAUGAUGUGAGUGAAAUAAAGGAUACAAGAAUUUUAUUUCCACCCGGGCGCCUGAUUGAUGCUAACAUCCUUUGGCAGUGUUGGCAAGCUUGUUCCCCGACACCAUAUGAAUAGACAAGGAGCCUACCCGAUUGAUAUAUUGAUACGCCCCUUAUGCUCGGUUCUGAACUAUGCAUAACUCGUAGAAUUCUACCAUCUCUAAGCUAGUCGCCGGUUUUUAGUUUAAAUCUUCUAUUGCAAUGUAACUGUAUUUAUGAGGAGUGAAAUUAUAAUUUAAAUACCCAAUUAUUCCCAUCACUGUUAGGUAUUUUGUAAUAAAGAUAUACAUACUAUAUAUUUUUUAUAUCGUAUUAUUUGUUUUUAUGCAUUUUUUGCUAAGUGUAACGUUACUUUAAGUGCACUGUUUUUGAUACGAUAUUUAUAAUUUAAUAUAGCUUGUAAUAUUAUAAGCUUUAGCGUUAACACGGCUGCGAUUCAUUCUAAAAUGUCAUUACUGUACAUAUCAGAAAAAAUAAUAGCUACCAAACUGCCUUCCAGGACUGGUUGAGCUGCCAAUAUUAUUCAAAAUUAAUUAAUAUACACUUAAAUUUAAUCCUGUUUGUAUCUGUGUACAGUAAUUAUUAUCUUAUUGGAUUGUCUUAAUGUCCGGCUGCUGGGAAAAGGCGUUACUGACACGUCCGGUAUCGAAUGGACUGUGUAACUUUGAAGUGAAAGAAUUUAGGUACGAUAUAAAUAUUUUUAGCGUUUAUUUUUUUCCUAUUUUAUUUUAAUAUCGUUAUGUCAACGUGCAGUUAAUGUUGUGCUAAAUUUAAUUUUAAAUAAAUAAGCAAACAGUAUUUUUAUAAAUCCAUAUAUCCACGAGGUUAUGUCAGCUGUUUAUUUUUUAUCGUGAUCAACUGACAGACGUCAAAAAAUGCGUUCUCACAGCGGGUGGACUUUAAAUAUUAGGUGAUUUGGAAAUAUUUAUUUGUCUUAUAAUGUAUAAUGAGACAAUUUCCGGUGUACUUCUAUACAUUGUGCAAUUUUUGUUGUUUUUUUUUUUUAAAUAUUAAGCUCAAUCGGCGAUUUGUGUAAUGAGAAAAACGGUUAUCGAUUCCACUGUCUCGGGCGAAACUACAGUUUUUCAAAUCGUAAAGAAAUAUAUGUGUGAUUUUUAUAUAUUUUGUAUUGAGUGCAUUCGUGCGCACGACGAUCGCCGUAUCGUAGUCUCUUGUUUACCAAAGAUAGACGUCGUUAGUACUAUAAGAAAAACGCACUUCUUGUUAUUUCUUAUAAUAGCAAAGGGCUGAAAACUUUGGAUGCUUAAAACAUGUUCUUAAAUAUUUACAAGAUAUAACGGUUCAAAUAAAGACGCCUUUAAAAAAGAGGUCACUCAACAAAAAAUCCUAAUAUUAAUUUUUUUUGAGUAUCCUUUGAUUAGUUGUUUAUAGGGAUUUUUGUUUAAAAAAAAGUAUCUUGUUGUAUAUCGAAGAUUACGUUAAACUAAGCAAUAUUCUGCUCCAAAAUGUAGUUUCGCCUUAAAGAAUAAAGAGUCGUGUCUAGAUCUAGAGCUGGCGAGUCGACGUUUUGUAUAAACGAUAGAGUAACCAAGGGUGACGAAAAGUUUCAAAGAGCUUUAACUGUGGGCUAUACGCCCUUAACUGUAUAACCACACUGUUGUCAAGUAAUAUCUUAUUGUAAUAAAAAUAUAUAACAAA